Messenger RNA from Anastrepha ludens (Mexican fruit fly), 1479 nucleotides. Its product is annotated as retinol dehydrogenase 12-like. The record is from RefSeq and is a predicted model, not a curated record. The coding region runs from base 204 to 1259 and encodes 351 amino acids. Lineage: Eukaryota; Metazoa; Arthropoda; Insecta; Diptera; Tephritidae. The transcript has 2 exons.
CGGACGUAGUAGGCAGUGUAUUAGCCUGUGGGUUAUUAAAAGAAAGCCAUAAAAUUACUACGCAACGGAGCGAAAUUUGAAAGUAACUACUAAAAUUCGAGCUUACUCGCUCUAAGUGGCGCAGUGAUGACAAUGGAAGUUGGUAGUGAGUUGGUUAGUUGGCUGUAACGGCGCCUUAAAGAAAGUUGCUUUAGUGAAGAAAUAUGUCCGAUGAAGUGCUGAGCCCUUUGGGAGACGAGGAAAAAUCAUUGUGUUUUCGCGGUCCCUGGGCCUGGUUGGUGCUUGUUGUUAUCUGUUGCAUCGGUGCUGGGUUGGUCAUGUGGCUGCUGCGCAAGUGCGUACAAGGUCCCUUUUAUCGCAAGAAGACCCGCAUCGAUGGUAAGGUGGUAAUUGUGACGGGUUGCAAUACGGGCAUCGGCAAGGAAACCGCCAUGGAGCUGGCGCGUCGUGGUGGCCGCAUUUACAUGGCUUGCCGCGAUGCCGCACGUUGCGAGACCGCACGCUUAGAGAUCAUUGAACGUACACAGAAUCAAAAUGUAUUCAACCGCACGCUAGAUUUGUCUUCAUUGCCGUCAGUGCGGCAGUUUGCAGAACGUUUCUUCGCAGAAGAACAACGCUUGGAUAUUCUUAUAAAUAAUGCCGGCAUAAUGGCUACGCCACGCAAGCUCACCGUCGAUGGCUUUGAACAGCAGUUUGGCGUUAAUCAUCUGGGUCACUUCCUGUUGACAAACCUAUUGUUAGAUCGUCUAAAGUCUGCCGCGCCCAGCCGUAUUGUUGUAGUGAGUUCAGCGGCUUAUAUCUUCGGGCGCAUCAACAAGGAUGACUUGAAUAGUGAGAAGAACUACUCAAAAUUUUUGGGUGCCUAUUGCCAAAGCAAAUUGGCUAACAUUUUGUUCACGCGAAAACUGGCUGAGUUGCUUAAAAAUACCGGAGUGACCGUCAACUGUGUUCACCCGGGCAUUGUGCGCACAGAAUUAGGCCGAUAUAGCGUGUCCAAGCACUGGUUCCAUGCUUUUUCAUUCCGCUUGUUUGCUUGCUUCGUAAAAACACCCAAGGCAGGUGCACAGACCACGUUGCGGCUGGCGUUGGAUCCAGCGCUGGAAAAGUGCACUGGUGACUACUACGCGGACUCGAUGCGCUUUCCGUUAUUGCCAAAGGCUAAAGACAAGGAGAUGGCCGAUUGGUUGUGGAAGGAGAGUGAGAAACUGGUGGGGUUGCAGGGAGAGAAUGUGGUGCAAACAAUUGUGGUGAAUCAGUGAAGCAGGUGAUAGAGCAAAGGAAAGCCAGAGGAAGAGGGAGAGUAAGUGGAAGAAAAUGAGAAAUAAAAGAAAGAGCAAGUGGGAGUGCAUGGGGCUUUCCGUGCAGUUUUUUUUCUUUCAAUACAUAUUUACGUAUUUACAUAGUCUCUAAGUCUGUAUAAGUGCAUAAAAAUAUAAUAAAUAACUUUAGUUUACUCACAAAAAUUUAGCACAUUUUUUA